Molecule: messenger RNA, 2301 nt
Organism: Fragaria vesca subsp. vesca
Lineage: Eukaryota; Viridiplantae; Streptophyta; Magnoliopsida; Rosales; Rosaceae
Product: copper methylamine oxidase-like
Exons: 1
Coding region: 16-2106 (696 amino acids)
Biological process (GO): amine metabolic process
Molecular function (GO): copper ion binding; primary methylamine oxidase activity; quinone binding
Source: RefSeq, a predicted model, not a curated record
GCAGGCAUCCCCAUCAUGGUUAGGGCUCAAUCAAGGCAUCCUUUGGAACCUUUAUGUCCAGCUGAAAUCUCUGUGGCAGUGGCGACUGUCAGGGCAGCUGGAGCAACACCUGAGGUCAGAGAUGGUAUGCGUUUUGCUGAAGUGGUUCUACUAGAACCAGAUAAGCAUGUUGUCGCAUUAGCAGAUGCGUACUUCUUCCCUCCUUUCCAACCCUCGUUACUUCCGAGAACCAAAGGGGGACAUAUGAUACCCUCUAAGCUUCCUCCGAGGCGAGCUAGACUUGUUGUUUACAACAAGAUGUCAAACGAGACAAGUACAUGGAUUGUUGAGCUUUCAGAAGUGCAUGCAGCUACUCGUGGUGGACAUCACAGAGGAAACGUAAUAUCAUCACAAGUUAUCCAUGACGUUCAGCCUUCAAUGGAUGCUGUGGAAUACGCUGAAUGUGAAGCUGUUGUGAAGGACUUUCCCCCAUUUAGAGAGGCUAUGAAGAAGAGGGGCAUUGAAGAUAUGGAUCUCGUGAUGGUUGAUGCCUGGUGUGUUGGUUAUCAUAGCGAGGCUGAUGCUCCUAGCAAAAGACUUGCUAAACCAUUGAUAUUCUGUAGAACUGAGAGCGACUGCCCCAUGGAAAAUGGUUACGCACGCCCUGUUGAGGGAAUCUAUAUACUUGUUGAUAUGCAGAACAUGGAGGUGAUAGAGUUUGAAGACCGUAAGCUGGUUCCUCUACCUCCAGCCGAUCCAUUGAGAAACUAUACUUGUGCUGAAACAAGAGGAGGUGUUGAUCGAAGUGAUUUGAAGCCUUUAAAAAUUGUUCAGGCUGAGGGUCCAAGUUUUCGUGUGGAUGGAUACUUUGUAGAGUGGCAGAAGUGGAACUUUCGUGUUGGAUUUACUCCGAAAGAGGGACUAGUCGUAUAUUCAAUUGCGUACGAUGAUGGCAGCAGGGGGCGGAGGCCUGUAGCGCAUAGGCUGAGCUUUGUGGAAAUGGUGGUGCCUUAUGGAGAUCCCAAUGAUCCACAUUACAGAAAAAAUGCUUUUGACGCUGGAGAAGAUGGCCUUGGUAAAAAUGCACAUUCUCUAAGGAAGGGGUGUGAUUGUUCUGGCUAUGUCAAAUAUUUUGAUGCUCAUUUUACAAACUUUACUGGAGGUGUUGAAACAAUUGAGAAUUGUGUAUGUUUGCACGAAGAGGACCAUGGCAUGUUGUGGAAGCACCAGGACUGGAGAACAGGCUUUGCAGAAGUGCGCAGGUCAAGAAGGCUUACAGUUUCUUUUCUAUGUACUGUGGCUAAUUACGAAUACGGAUUCUUCUGGCACUUUUAUCAGGAUGGGAAGAUUGAAGCUGAAGUUAAACUCACUGGAAUACUCAGCUUAGGAGCACUACAACCUGGAGAAGUUCGAAAAUAUGGUACUGUUAUUGCACCAGGGUUAUAUGCACCAGUUCAUCAGCACUUCUUUGUUGCUCGUAUGGAUAUGGCUGUUGAUUGCAAACCUGGGGAAGCAUACAAUCAGGUUGUAGAGGUAGAUGUUAAAGUUGAAGACCCUGGAGAGAAUAACGUCCACAGCAAUGCAUUUUAUGCUGAGGAGAGACUUCUUAGAACUGAAUCGGAGGCAAUGCGAGACUGUAAUGCCUUAUCUGCCCGCCACUGGAUUGUAAGGAACACAAGAACUGUUAACAGGACUGGACAGUUAACUGGCUACAAGCUUGUACCUGGUUCAAAUUGCUUGCCAUUAGCUGGUUCUGAGGCCAAGUUUUUGAGAAGGGCAGCUUUUUUGAAACAUAAUCUUUGGGUUACACAAUAUUCACCUGAUGAGAUGUUUCCUGGAGGAGAAUUCCCCAACCAAAACCCACGAGUCGGUGAAGGAUUGGCGACAUGGGUUCAGAAGAAUCGAUCUCUUGAAGAAACUGACAUUGUCCUUUGGUACGUGUUUGGGAUAACUCACGUCCCCAGGUUAGAAGACUGGCCUGUAAUGCCAGUGGAGCACAUUGGCUUUAAGCUUGUGCCGCAUGGAUUCUUCAACUGCUCUCCUGCAGUGGACGUUCCUCCUAGUGCUUGUGAAUCGAAAGCCAAAGAAGAUGAUGUUAAAGACAAUGGGUUGAUGGCAAAGCUUUGAAGAGAUGCUGUGUUGGUCUUUUAGAAUUCGACCAAAAAAGGGAGAAGUUCUUGGGAAGACUGGCAAAGCACCUAAGAACACAUAUUUUGUAGCUAUGCAUGGUUUGUUUUUUUAUGUAGAUCAUAAGGUUUUGUUGUCAGAUCAAUUUAUGAAUAAAUUUUGCUAUGGUGAUUUAAUAACACUGGUCCAUUCUAC